GUACCUUACGGGAUUUCCUCUAGGCACGCUUCUUAUCAAACCCCAAAAUGAGUCAAACUAAGAAGACAUAUGACUGCUCUGAAUGCGGUAAAAGUUUCAUUUUGAAGUCAAAACUUACCACUCACCAGAAAAUUCACACUGAAGAGAAGCAAUAUCCUUGUUCUGAAUGUGAGAAAUGUUUUAGAAGGAAGAUACAUCUGACUCAACACCAGAAGAUUCACACGGGAAAGAACAUAUGGCCGUGCUCUGAAUGUGAUAAAUGCUUUGUAUACAAGUCACACCUCGAAGUCCACAAGAGGUCUCACACAGGAGAGAAGCCAUUUAGAUGUUCAGAAUGUGAUAAAGAAUUCCCAGAAAAGAAAAAUCUAAUCCAACACAUGAGGAUUCACACCGGAGAGAAGCCGUACAGAUGUUCUGAAUGCGAUAUGUGCUUCGCAGAAAGGGGAAACCUGACGAAACACCAGAAGAUUCACACGGGGGAGAAACCAUACCCGUGUUCUGAAUGCGGUAAAUGUUUUUCGAGACAUUCAAAGAUGAUCGAACACCAAAUGAUUCACACAGGAGAGAAGCCAUAUCCUUGUUCUGAAUGUGGUAAAUGUUUUAGAAGGAAGGCACAUCUGAUUCUACACCAGAGGAUUCACACGGACGAGAUGCCAUAUCAGUGCUUGGAAUGUGGUAAAUGUUUUAGAAGGAAGUCAAAUCUUCUCAUUCACCAGAGGAAUCACACUGGAGAGAAGCCAUUCAAGUGUACUGAAUGUGGUAAAUGCUUUACAGUUAAGAGGUUGCUUGUCAGCCAUCAGUGGAUGCACACUGGAAAGAAGCCAUAUCCGUGUUCUGAAUGCGAUACCAGCUGUGUUUCGAUGUCCCAACUUAUGUUUCACCAGAGAAUUCACACGGGAGACAAGCUAUACCAAUGUUCUGAAUGUAGUAAAUGCUAUAAUUUGAAGUCAGAUCUUAUCGUUCACCAGAGGACUCACACAGGAGAGAAGCCAUUCCAGUGUUCUGAAUGUGACAAAUGUUUCAACACCAAGGCACAGUGCAGAUUACACAUGAUGAAUCACACAGGAGAUAAGCCAUAUCAGUGUUCUGAGUGUGAGAAAGGUUUCAGGACCAAGUCAUUGUGGACCAUCCACAUGAGGACUCACACAGGAGUGAAGCCAUUCAAGUGUUCUGAAUGUGACAAAUGUUUUAAAACCAAGGCAGAGUGCAACAACCACAUGAAGACGCACACAGGAGAGAAGCCAUAUCAAUGUUCUGAAUGUGACAAAUGUUUUAAGAACACGUCAGAGUGCAACAGCCACAUGAAGAUUCACACAGAAGAACAGAAGCCAUAUCCAUGUCCUAAAUGUGAUAAAUACUUUUUACAGAAGUCUGAACUUGUCCGCCACCUGAGAAUUCAUAGUGGAGAGAAACCAUAUCAAUGUUCUGAAUGUAACAGAUCAUUUAAAACCAAGGGAAAUCUCAUCACUCACCAGAUGUUUCACACUGGGGAAAGGCCGCAUCAGUGUUCUGAAUGUAACAAAUCAUUUAAAACCAAGGGAAAUCUAAUCACUCACCAGAUGUUUCACACCGGGGAGAAGCCACAUCAGUGUUCUGAAUGCAACAAAUGUUUUAGAACCCGGUGUCUGCUUUCUACCCACCAGAGGGAUCAUACUGGGGAAAAGCCAUAUCCAUGUUCUGAAUGUGGCCAAGGUUAUAAAACAAAAAUGGCUCUCAAAAACCACAUGAUGGAUCACACAGGACAGAGGCCCUUUUCCUGCUCGGAAUGUGGCAAAGGUUUUAAAUGCAAAGCGCACCUUGCAAGACAUGAAAGGAGUCACACUGGAGAGAAACCCUAUUCAUGCUCUGAAUGUAACAAGUCCUAUAUAACUUCUUCAAAGCUUGUUGAACACCAGAAGAGUCACACAGGAGAGAAGCCAUUUAUAUGUGAAGAAUGUGGCAAGUGUUUUAAAAAUAAAGGAGAUCUCAAUGUACACAAGAGCAUCCAGCACAUAGGGAAGACCUUUCAAUGUUCAGAAUGUGACAUGUCCUUCGCGCUAAAGACACAACUUACUCAACACUACAGGAUUCAUACAGGAGAGAAGCCCUAUCGAUGUACUGAAUGUAAUGAAUGCUUUGGAAACCUUGCAGAAUUGUACAAACACCAGAGGACCCACUCAGGAAGGAAGACAUAUCAUUGUCCUGAAUGUGAUGAAUGUUUUAGUAGAAAGGCAGAGCUGAUCCAACACUGUGAAACCCACCCAGGUGUCAAUCCACAUUCCUGUAUGUAG
Molecule: messenger RNA, 2270 nt
Organism: Nanorana parkeri
Lineage: Eukaryota; Metazoa; Chordata; Amphibia; Anura; Dicroglossidae
Product: zinc finger protein 850-like
Exons: 3
Coding region: 48-2270 (740 amino acids)
Biological process (GO): regulation of transcription by RNA polymerase II
Cellular component (GO): nucleus
Molecular function (GO): RNA polymerase II transcription regulatory region sequence-specific DNA binding; DNA-binding transcription factor activity, RNA polymerase II-specific
Source: RefSeq, a predicted model, not a curated record